CAUGUAUGUUUCGUCGUCUGCUCAUCAUACAAACAGGGUAUCAGUCGAAUUGAUUAUAAUGCGGAUAUAAAUAACUUGAAUUUGCAUAGAUCAGAAGUACUUAUUAUUAUAUAUACGCGAAGCGUAUAAUGUCCUUGUAUUGAUUUACAAGAAUAUUUGAACCAAAGUAUUAAUUUGUUUACAAAUGGAGAGAAUUAUCGCAUAUGAGAAAGAAAUUGAAAGGUUGUGAUUACUGAAAGACAAUGGAUGUAGUAUUGAGUUACGCUGAUGAAUACGUCCUUACCCCCUACGUGUAUUCCACGUCAUGGCCAGAGGACAACCCUUUACGACAGAUUUUGAGUUUAUUCCUGGUGACAAAUAUUGGUGGAUAUGUGCUUUACUUUAUUGCUGCUACCCUAAGUUACUGGUUUCUGUUUGAUAAAAGACUGCUCAAGCACCCACUUAUACUAAAGAACCAAAUUCGUCGAGAGAUUAUUUACACAUGUAAAUCGAUUCCCGUAAUGAGUGCACCUACAAUCAGUAUCUUCUUCCUAGAAGUUAGAGGAUAUGGCAAGCUGUAUGAUAAUGUUGGCGAUACCAGACUAGGAUGGUUUGGGAUUAUCCUCAGUGUUGCAACUUUUAUACUGUUCACAGACAUGUGUAUAUACUGGAUACACAGAGGACUGCACCACAAACUGGUCUAUAAAUAUAUUCAUAAAGCUCACCACAUAUGGAAAGUUCCAACACCAUUUGCAAGUCAUGCAUUUCAUCCUGUGGACGGAUUUCUACAAAGUUGUCCAUAUCAUAUAUACCCAUUUCUUUUUCCACUACACAAGUUUACAUAUCUUGGACUAUUUGUAUUUGUGAACUUUUGGACAGUAUCAAUACACGAUGGAUAUUAUCGAGUUCCAGACACGUUUAAACCAAUCGUCAAUGGUUCUGCACACCAUACAGAUCAUCAUCUGUUUUAUAAUUUCAAUUAUGGACAAUUUUUUACAUUGUGGGACAGAAUUGGAAAGACAUUUAGAAAUCCAAGUGCAUUUGAAGGUAAUGGUCCAAUGGUUGAGGCUUUAAAGGCGAUUAAUUUGACUGAUGAAAACAAAAACACUACGAAAAACAAGGCUGAUUAAAGAAAUCUAUAUACAAAAGUGAACAUGGUGACUAUUAUACUUUUGAUUAUACUGUACCAGCGACACCGAUGUUCGUAUAUAGUCGCACAUACACUGUUGUCCGAAUUUUUUGUAUUAUAGUUGACGAAAUUAUUUAUCAAAUGUGUUCUUGUGUUAUAGAAAAGAAUGUAUCAAAUUAUUUUUUAUGAUGUACAUUUAAAUGUAAAAUAAAGAAUCCAAGUUAUAUUUUCGUGAAUAUGAACGUUGAACGUUGAAAUUUAAAAAUUCUGUAUGCCUUUCAGUCAGUUAUCUUGUUAAAUUAUACUUAUUAUUGUUAUUAUUUUUUCAUGAUUUUAAAAUCUAUUUUGUGUAAUGUUGUGAUUCCGACUACGUGAUUGAUUUAUAACUUAUUAAAAGAUUUGCACGUAAAAGAGCAUUUCUGACCUGUAAAAUUUGUGUAGUAUACUUGUCUGUGUUACGUGAUCAUGUGUAUAGAGGAAACAAUUGCAUUAGAUAUUAAUGAA
Mytilus trossulus (common blue mussel) is the source of this 1612-nucleotide messenger RNA. Its product is annotated as lathosterol oxidase-like. The transcript has 4 exons. Gene Ontology annotation, cellular component: membrane. The coding region runs from base 243 to 1109 and encodes 288 amino acids. Lineage: Eukaryota; Metazoa; Mollusca; Bivalvia; Mytilida; Mytilidae. Gene Ontology annotation, molecular function: iron ion binding; C-5 sterol desaturase activity. The record is from RefSeq and is a predicted model, not a curated record.